AUGGCGUUUUUCCGAAGUGUCGCCGCGCUAUCGAAGCUCCGAUCUCGCCUCGCUCAGCAAUCCACCACAUUGGGAUCGGUCCGAUGGUUGCAAGUGCAGAGCUCUUCUGAUCUUGAUCUUCGUUCCCAGUUGCAAGAUCUGAUUCCUGAACAACAGGAACGCUUGAAGAAACUCAAGUCAGAACAUGGAAAAGUUCAGCUUGGAAACAUCACUGUUGAUAUGGUUAUUGGUGGAAUGAGAGGAAUGAUUGGAUUGCUGUGGGAGACAUCAUUACUUGAUGCAGAUGAGGGUAUUCGCUUUAGAGGCCUGUCAAUUCCUGAAUGCCAGAAGCUAUUGCCAUCUGCAGUCAAGGGAGGGGAGCCAUUGCCCGAGGGUCUCCUCUGGCUUCUUUUGACCGGAAAGGUGCCAAGCGAAGAGCAAACUGAUGCACUCUCCAAGGAAUUGCGUAGUCGUUCAAAAGUUCCAGAUCAUGUAUUCAAGGCAAUCAAUGCACUUCCUGUUGCUGCUCAUCCAAUGACUCAAUUUGCUACCGGAGUAAUGGCACUUCAGGUGGAAAGUGAAUUUCAAAAGGCAUAUGAUAAAGGAAUGCCAAAAGCAAAGUUUUGGGAACCUACUUACGAGGAUUGUAUGAAUUUAGUUGCUCGGCUUCCAGUUGUGGCUUCUUAUGUUUAUCGCAGGAUUUACAAGGAUGGGAAAGUUAUACCUGCUGAUGAUUCUCUCGAUUAUGGUGCAAAUUUUUCACACAUGCUUGGAUUUGAUGAUCCAAAAAUGCAGGAGUUAAUGAGACUUUAUGUAACAAUACACAGUGAUCAUGAAGGUGGUAAUGUUAGCGCACAUACAGGUCAUCUGGUUGCUAGUGCUCUCUCAGAUCCUUAUCUUUCUUUUGCGGCAGCACUUAAUGGUUUAGCAGGCCCACUUCAUGGCCUAGCUAAUCAGGAAGUGCUUCUAUGGAUCAAAUCUGUGGUAGAGGAGUGUGGAGAAAACAUAACAACCAAUCAGUUGAAGGACUAUGUCUGGAAGACUUUAAAUAGUGGCAAGGUUGUUCCUGGAUUUGGUCAUGGAGUUCUACGGAAAACAGAUCCGCGAUAUACAUGCCAAAGAGAGUUUGCUUUAAAGCAUUUACCUGAUGACCCACUUUUCCAGCUGGUUUCGAAGUUGUAUGAAGUUGUUCCCCCCAUACUCACUGAGCUAGGCAAGGUUAAGAACCCAUGGCCCAAUGUUGAUGCUCAUAGUGGAGUUCUACUGAACCAUUUUGGCUUGACUGAAGCCAGGUAUUUCACCGUCUUGUUUGGCGUCUCGAGAAGCAUCGGAAUUGGAUCUCAGCUUGUGUGGGAUCGCGCCCUCGGUCUGCCGCUUGAAAGACCAAAGAGCGUGACGAUGGAUUGGCUCGAAAACUACUGCAAAAAUGUAGCCUGAUUCAAAAAUGCCGUGACCGAGUCUAGAGUUGCACAAAAACGAUUUCUUGUAACAGAAAAUAAGAGAACUAGAAGCACGUCUUGGCCUCAAUUUUCUUUUACUUUUUGGCUUUUUUUUUUUGGCGGCGAUAAUAACUGGAGCAGGACGCUCCAAUCGAUCAGGUAGAUAUUCGUGUCGACAAUCUCAUGUUUGUUAUUACAUUGAUCUGGGUAGUGAGAUUAAUGAUAAGUAAUUUUUGCCUGUUCUUUUGUACUUAAAUUCGGAACUCCACUUGCUCGCAGAUUCCGAUUUUGUGAUGGAUCAGGAAUUUGGAAAGAAAAUUUGUGCCUUUA
Messenger RNA from Ananas comosus (pineapple), 1748 nucleotides. Its product is annotated as citrate synthase, mitochondrial. NCBI's taxonomy places the organism in Eukaryota, Viridiplantae, Streptophyta, Magnoliopsida, Poales, Bromeliaceae. The coding region runs from base 1 to 1416 and encodes 471 amino acids. Gene Ontology annotation, cellular component: mitochondrial matrix. Gene Ontology annotation, biological process: tricarboxylic acid cycle; carbohydrate metabolic process; citrate metabolic process. The transcript is spliced from 20 exons. The record is from RefSeq and is a predicted model, not a curated record.